CUAUAGGCGAGUGUGGGGGGUGGGGAAGGUUGAGCAUUUUCUAGUGACAUGUCCGGGUUAUUAAAAUCAUUUUAGACCAAUUCAUUACUUUUACUGACAAGAGAUUUAAGAAAAAAUCAAUUAAGCAUUUGCAUAUUCCUUUGCAUACAUUAGUUCUGUCUGCCAGGCGUCAUAAAGGAACAAAACCAGAAGGGGACCUCGCUUCAGUUUGGAGCUUUCAAGUUGUUUGGAGGGGGGGGGGGGGAGAAAUUAAAAUGGAAUUAAUUACAUGUCAUCUAGAAGUCAACUUAUUUGGAAAGGAAAAAGAGGGAGGGCUGUGGAAGUCUCUUUUCUUUCAAAAAAUCCUGCAGUUUGUGGGGUGGGGGAGGGGAUGACCAUGAUCUUCUCUCCCAUUCUUUUCCUCCAACCAAAAAAGACAAAAAAAAAAAAAAAAAAAAAAAAUCUUGAAAUCCAAAUUGAAAUACACUCCCUACCCUCACAUAUACACACUUUCUCCCCUGGAAAAGGAGGGAAUGGGGCAAGUCUAAAGAUUGAGAUUUUUAAAAGCAUCACAAAGUCUCAAGAGCUACUUAUGUUCUCGGCCGCAGAUUGUUAAUGGGAGGGGGGAGAGAAUAUAGGUUAUCCAACGGUCAAUAUGGUAAUGCCGGACACAAUAACGCCACACACACAAUGAACACUUAUUUUUCUUCAGUACUGUCAGAAGGGAAGCGCUUUGUACUGAAACAUGUUUCCGAAAAGAGAAACCAGAUCUAGACGUAGAGAAAGGCGACGGAGACGGGGAUUGGGGGUGAUACAGACUAAAUGCAAGGGGAAAUGCAGCAAAUAUAAAAAUAAAAUUAGGAAAUAGUACGAUGCGUUCAUGUAUGGCUGGAGUGAGAGAUAACUGGUUAGCACAAGGCAAGGGGGAGGAGGAUGAAUCUAGCUGGCCAUGGGGGUAAGAAGACAGAGGGGGGGAAUACAAAAGGAUUGAGGAGGUUAGUAUAGAAGUGUUUUUCACACGCCUUGGAAACCCCAGUGGCUCCUCUAUGCAAACAGGAAAUCUAUGGAAGGGAACAAGUUAGAAUAUAUAGAAUAUUCUAUAGGUAAAAUAUGUAUGAUCAUUAGAAGUGAAGGACAGAGAUAUGUGCUUUCUCACAAAUAAUUUUGGAAGGAUAGGGAAAGUGUGUGUGGAUCUAUUUAAAUACACACACAUAUACAAAAGUCCUAUGGAUGUCCAAGUGUAUGUGUAUAAGCACAUAGAUUCCUUUUCACAUCCAAAAAUUCAAUGAGAUGUACAAAUAUGGCAUUAAAUCCCCGUGUGUGUGCAUCUUUAUGGCACACAUGCUGGCAUUUAGCAUUAUGCUUGUGUGUAUAUUGUUAGCUAACAAGGUAGUUAAUAUUAGCUAAAUGCAGAGUUAAAUUCAAUCCCUGGCUCUGUGUUCAGGGUAGUCUCUAUAAUGCAAACUUACCUGCAUAAAUAGAAAGCUUUGAGGUUGUGCAUCUGAGUGGUCCGUAUAGAUAAUGAAUUCUGUUUAUUGGAGGCUAUAACAGAGGCUAAUCUUUGGAAAAAGGAAGGAAAGUUUGGCGGGUAGAAGGCUGGGACUAGAAAAGGAGAGUGACAGAGAUUCCUAAAGAAUCUCUGCAUUUGUGAAGAAGUUUCCUCACUGGGAAGCUGAAUGAAAUCACAGGUGAAGAGGAAAAUAUUUAUACAUACACAUAUAUUUAUAUACACAUACAUAGAUAUAUUAUUCUGGAUGCAUACAAAUUAUCUGUAUAUGCAAAAAACCAUAUAUCUAUGUAUGUUUGUUUGCGUGCAUGUAUGCAUGUAUCCAGAAGGCUGACAAAGAUCAAGAGGCAGACUACCAGGCCUAGAAAGGAGAUUCUAAAUAUUUGUGUAUACUUUCGCCUUCACUUCUCAGUCCUACUUCGAAUCUUCCUGACUUUUCAAUGUCCCAGUGGAGAAAGCUGAUUUCCAGAUCACGAUUCUCUGCUGUAACUUGGAAUUACACUGCUUGCCUCCUCCUUUCCAAACUACUAGUUUUAAAUCAAUAGGAUCUUCUUUUCCCCAAUUAAUUUACACUACCUCCCUAUUCAGGCUUAAGCAGCUCAAAUCAACCUCCUGCUCACUCCCACCAGUAAGUACCUCCAGCUAGUUUUCAACCAAGUUUGGAAACUCAGGCUCUAAUUUCCCUAAUGGAUUAUUCAAUGUUCCAGGGGAUUCAAACAUCCUACCCCAAUCCCAUUGAGGGUGUGUAUGUGUGCACAAGAAAGGUGCUUUCUCUCUCCAUCAGGGAGAAGGAAUGUGCCCUUUUCCAGGAAGGUGUAUAUAUACACACACUACACCCAAGUAUAACCAAAGUUCCUUUUCUAUAGUAUACACAGCUUUCCUGCUGAAGAAUAUAGAUUUAGUUGUGGUGGGGCAGUUUGGUAGAGAUAGAUUACAAAACUCCUAAAUUUGAAGUCCUAGACUAGACUAAGAAGAAAUAAAAAGAGGAAAAUUGGAAUGGUUAGCACUUUAAAGAAAGAAUAAACUUGGCAAUCAAGAACAUAGCAGUGGAUAGCUGCAAUUCAGAUUUAAUUUGCUCUCUUCUUAUUCUCUCCUCUCUCCUCCCCUUUUCUCUCUCAAUCUCUUGAUGAGAGGGAGGGGGCUUAAUUUGGGGGGAAGAGGAGACCUUUCACCCUCCCCCCACCCAAGUUCUAGAAACAGAAAGGAUGAGCCCUGAGUCUUUCUGCUCUAGCCUUUUCCUCUCUUUCAGCUCCUCUCUUCUUUUUCUCCUUCCCAUUCCCUUAAUUGCAGAUGUUCUAAUUAAACCCUCAAAUAGUUGUUAUGCUGUUUUAAAAGGUAGUAAUUCAAGUGUCAACCAGGCCGGGAGGGGAGGGGAGGCAGCGGUAGUGGCGGUGGCAGCGCAGGGUGGCGAAUUAAAGGUAGAUUGACUAAUCACGGCGGCGAUCAUAAUAAAAUCAGAGGGGGAAAAAAAAUCACAUUAUGACUUUUCGUGGAAAGAAGGGAGCAGGCAGCGGCCGCCAGCAGCACGCCUACUCCGACACAAAGAGCCUCGGCGAUUCCCCUAGACUGAUUUAUGACGUUUUACAGCCCUAUAAAAGCUGCAGCGACGAGGCAAACGCUCCUACCACCGCUGGCAGAUUUAGUCUAAUAAAUAAAACAUAAACAGUUAACUUUAUGUGUCACUUUUAUUGUUAUCAAGUAAAAUAUAGCUGGGCCCGGCAAGCUAUGAUUUUAAACUAUAAUUGUUAUCAAGUACAACAAGGGGAUCCGGCUCCCUCCCUUCCCCUCUCUUCUCCUCUUCCCUUCCCUGGCCCCUGCCCCCUCCCCCCUCAAGUAAACUAUGACUUAUCCAGGGGCAGUUAAUUGUAAUCGAUGUCAAGAAGUGGCUUCUUUAGCUCUGGCAAGGGUAUGUUGUAUUGGGCCCUCGUUUCUCCCUCCUUGGUGAGGUUUCCACUUAUCUCUCCGUUCUGCCGGGAGAGUCUAACUUGGGGGAGAGAAUGUGACUGGAUAAGGACAUCAGCAGGAGUAUAUUAAGGUCCUUCUCCCGGCUCCCAAUACCUGUCUUCCUUCUUAUCCCUUCCCUUCUCCCUACAGGCCCAGACAAGUUAUAACUUAGUCUUGGAGGAACAGAAUCUUCACCUGUCCCUGUUUUCCAAUACACUCUCCAAAGGAACCCAUUUCUCUACCCCUCCUCUACUCCAAAACUCUGGCUGCUGGGAGGACAGGGGGAAGUUUCGCUCUUGUGACUCAGCCUUAAGCUAAGGGUGUUCUGGGAUGUUUGUGGAAGUGUGUUUACACAGUCGUAGCAUAGAUAUUGCCUCACACCUAACAGUCAGGUUUACACAUAAAACAACACACACAGUGAGCAGGGACAAGCUAUUCUAUCACAUCAAAAGUUACUUAUCUCUACUUAUAGAGAUACCCUACAUCUACUGGGUAAUAGCUAUGGACAUAGGUCAGCAAUGGAGAUAUGGUCAAUAUUGAUAGAGUUCUGUAAAUGUUAUCAGUUUUUUUUUUCCUUCCAAAAUCCCAGAUGCAGUCCUUUUAGAGGAUUUAUUUUCAAGAAUUGGAAAGCCAAGGUAGGUAGGACACUGGAAAAGUCCCAGCAGUGAGAAUGUAAAGGAGAAGUUCUGGUUCUAGGGGGGAGAGGCUGAAAGAAUGGCAAAUCGAAGAGGAAGAGUUCUGAAUUCUGCCUUUUCCCAAAGACAUAGCAUCUCUCUCCAACCAAGUUAAGGGCAUCCAGACCUUCAGGCAUGACAGUCAUUUGCAUACAGCCAGCUCUACCUGUCAGGUAAAAUUCUUUAGCUCACCUUCUCUCCCAACAGUCGGAGGAGAAGUUGGGGGGGGGGGGGAGAGUGGGAAGGGGAAGUUUGGGAGAGUGUGUUUUAAAAGCGGGGCAGAAAAGGGAAUAAGUUCUGAUCUUCUUAGACUUGUGGUACACCAGCGUCUUGCUCAGCUUGGUGCCCUCUCCCAACCCAUGCUCUUGCUCCAACUUCACUCCUCAUUGGUUCUCGAUCUAGACAGACUGAAACAUACAACCAUUAAUGGCUUCAUUUGGGAAAAAACACACACAAACAAGGAAACACAACAUGAUUGGAUUUGGGGGCUCUCCCACACAAUCUUCCAACGCCCCAAAUCAGAUCCUACUUCUCUCUGAGUGGGACUGGGGGAGGGUACACUUGCCUUCUCAGGCUGGAGAAAACAAACUCACUGAGGGGUUGAGGGAAGACAUCCUAGCUCCAGUCAGUCUGGGUCUAGUCUCCCCUUCACAAAGCCCCCCACUCACCCCCACACCACCACCACCAGGAAAAAAAUUGGAUACAUUUUGAAUAAAGCGAUUCUGUUCCUUAUCCGGGGACUAGGUUGCUUGGCGUGAUUGGCCGGCGGAGUCACAUGGUGAAAGUAACUUUACAGGGUCGCUAGCUAGUAGGAGGGCUUUAUGGAGCAGAAAAACGACAAAGCGAGAAAAAUUAUUUUCCACUCCAGAAAUUAAUGAUCAUGAGCUCCUAUUUGAUGGACUCUAACUACAUCGAUCCGAAAUUUCCUCCAUGCGAGGAAUAUUCGCAAAAUAGCUACAUCCCUGAGCAUAGUCCGGAAUAUUACGGCCGGACCAGGGAAUCAGGAUUUCAGCAUCACCAUCAAGAGCUGUACCCACCACCACCUCCACGGUCUAGCUAUCCCGAGCGCCAAUAUAGCUGUACCAGUCUCCAGGGACCGGGCAAUCCGAGAGGCCACGGGCCGGCUCAGGCGGGGCACCAUCACCCCGAGAAAUCGCAGCCGCUCUGCGAGCCAGCUCCUCUCUCCGGCUCCUCCACUUCCCCCUCCCCAGCCCCGCCAGCCUGCAGCCAGCCAGCCCCAGACCAUCCCUCCAGCGCCGCAUCCAAGCAGCCCAUAGUGUAUCCAUGGAUGAAAAAAAUCCACGUUAGCACGGUGAACCCCAAUUAUAAUGGAGGGGAACCCAAGCGUUCGAGGACAGCCUACACCCGCCAGCAGGUCUUGGAAUUAGAAAAAGAGUUUCAUUACAACCGCUACCUGACCCGGAGGAGAAGGAUCGAGAUCGCCCAUUCGCUGUGUCUCUCCGAGCGGCAGAUCAAAAUUUGGUUCCAAAACCGUCGGAUGAAAUGGAAGAAGGACCACCGACUCCCCAACACCAAAGUCAGAUCCGCCCCACCAGCCGGAGCGGCGCCCAGCUCCCUGCCCGCAACCACCCCCGGCCCUACUGAAGACCAUUCCCAAAGCUCAACACCACAGGAGCAGCGAGCAGAGGACAUUACCAGGUUAUAAAACAUAAAUCACAUCCCUUCGCCCCCAUACCCACUCCCCCACCCCCCACACACAAAUUGACUCUUAUUUAUAGAAUCUAAUAUAUAUAUAUAUAUAUUUUGGUUCUUUCUUCUCCCCAUCUCUAGUCCUUUGCUUAUUCCAAACAGAAACAACAGAUACAUGGAAACAAGCCCCCCCCUCCCCUUCUCUCCCUUCCACUGUUAAGGACCCUUUUAAGCAUGUGAUGUUGUCUUAGCAUGGUACCUGCGGGGCUUUUUUUAGGCCGUUUGGGGGUUUUAUUUAUUUUUUAAGAAAAAAAAGCAGCAAAAAAAAAAAAAAAAAGAUAUAUAUUGCAAGGUGCGAUGGUCCAGUUCUGGUUAAUUUUCAGGGGGAAAGAGGGAAGAAAAAGGAAAGAGACAUUUUUAGGCCAAUUCUUCUGUUUCUUCUUUUCCUUUUUUCCCCCUUAGGCCUUUUGCAUUGAAAAAUGCAUCAGGGGAGGUGAGGGAGGGGGAAGUCAUUUUAAGGAGAACAAAGCUAUGAAGUUCUUUUGUAUCAUUGUGGGGGGGGUGGGAGGAGAAGGGGGGGAAAGGCAGCAGACAAAGCUAAAUGCAUCUCGGGAGCCUCUCCUAGCUGUUCAGUUUGAGGAGCCAAAAGAAUAUCAAAAAGAACUUUCAGUUCUGAGACAGAAACUCCAGACCUUAGGUAGAUUUUUCACCCCCCUUGUGAUCAUUGUGGUUUUUGGACUGAAUUUACUUGGUUAUUGUAAAACUUGCAAUAAAGAAUUUUAGUGUUGAUGUGAAGUGCCCCGUGAUCAAUAAUAAACCAGUGAAUGUGAAUUAGUUUUACUUAAUGUCUGAUGGUUUCUUUUUUAUUCCCUCUCUCCUCCAGUGGACUUGGGCUUCUGCUGGUAAAAUCCCACCUUCUCCCUAGUUGCUUGCUAAGUUUACUCUAAGCAAACAUAUGAACCUUAACUCUCAACUCCAGUUUUCCAGUGUCCUUAGGACCAGGAAGGGAAAGGAAGUUGUGUGUGUGUGUGUGUGUUUGUGUAUCUGUGUGAGAGAGAGAGAAUGUGUUGUAUGUGUUAAUUCAACUAAAAGGUUUAUGUGGAACAUUAGGACUGAAUUUUCUUUUCACCUCUUCUUAAUCUGAGUUUUCAGAGAGGAAGAUAUCUUCUGGGGGUGGGAACAGAAGAGUUGGGAGGCAGAGGGUGUCUUAUUUUCAGACAGCAAAUGCCUCCACUUGGUCUCUCUCCUCCCUACCCUUGUCUUAGGUAGAGCUUGGUUUCAUAUAGGCAGACUUAGACUGGGAUAGUGUCCUCAAUUUUUGCUUUAUUUUGCUUUUAAAUGAGACCUGUAACUUUGAGAAUGGAGAACUUCCAGUAAAGGACUCGUAACAAUGCAGAUAAAGCCUUAGAGCAUUGCUUGGGGACAAGUGAUUUACCCAGGUUCACUCAGUUUGUAUCUGGGGCAUGUAUCUAAACUCAGUAUAUCUCUAAAUUCAGUUCUUUCUGAAUCCAAAGCAUUUACUGUGCAAUUCUGCCUCACAUCUCUCAUAGGGUUAUUUUGUGAUUUGAAGGGGGCAUAAAGGAGAUGUGCCUCCAACAAUCCCACACCUAAAAAGUCAUUUUAAAGGCAGUCUAAAGGAAACUUCAGACUUUUUCUGUUUGUUUAGACUAAGAAUGGAGGGGGAAGGGGAAAGACAGAGGUUCAAGAGGGCUUCCUUCCAUGGGUAGGCCUCAAAGCCUUGUGUUGGACAGUAAUGGAAACCCCCCUCCCCAACUCCUCUCACAGACCAGCCAGGUGUGGGGUAAAGGCCCACAGAGAGAAAGAUCUCAUUGCUCUCUUCUGCCCCACACCAAUCUAGACCAUGGCAGGCUUGUGGGAGAAAAAUGAGCAGUUUUCUGUUGAUAAUAAAAUUAGAAAUUCAAGAAGAAAUGUAUAAAAAAUAAAUAAACAUUUUCCCCUCCCUAUCAUAUGGAUAAUUUUAACCAGUAAUUUUUAGUAUUGUAGACUAGGCCCAAGUAACCUCCAAGCACAUAUUUUAUUUGCUUAUUGGAAGAACAGUAUCUGAAUUUAUUUGGUUGUUGUGACAAUUAUCUUCCAUAAAACUCACAGACCUUUCCUUGCCAGGAAAACUGUUGAAAUUUUAGGACAUUAAGGGAUCUCAGAAGCUUUAUUCUUUUAAAAAGGGAAGGAGAAAAUCAUUCUGAUUUGGCUUACAUCAAAAUCUUGCUCUCCUUUACCAUAUCUUAGGAUGAAAGGUGACAGGACUAGAUAAAGGCCUUCCUGAAUAGAGAAAUCAAGUUGCAGAGGAAUAUAUGUGUGUGGUUGUUGUGGUUUUUUCCCCCGUCUCCCCUCCUCUCUCGAAUCCACUUGCUGGUAGGGUGGUUGUUGAGAUGUAGGUUGGGUGAGCAGAAUGGUCCUGCAGGCCUCUUUUUCUCCACCCUUGAUCAUACUCUAGAGAUGGCAAAAUUGCCUCUUUCAUCCAGCUCCAGGAGUGCAGACUAAUAAUUAUUCUAAGUUAUUUUUAUGUAAUCAAGUGAAUUUGCAACCAAAUCACAGCUGAAAUCUCCAUCAUCUCGAGGCAAUUGGUUUGGGGUCAGAAGGGGAUAAGAUUUGCAUGUUCCACAGGGCUAGGCAAGAGAACUUGUGUAGAGUGUAUAGAAGUGCCUUUUAAAGCUUAUAAUAAAACUAAAGUGAAAAGUAUGAGUGCAGGGGUGGUGGGAAUAGAGAAAUAGUAUCCCUAAAUCUAUCCAGGAGAACAUUAUUCUUUGGGAUAUUUUUUUUUCUUUUUCUGAAAGUUAGAGAAAGGAGAUUAAAAACCCCCACUACAAUUCUCAUUUCUGGCUUUGCCUGAACUUACUCAAUGAAGAUUGUUUCAGCACAGGGACCUCAGUUCCAAAUGGGAGGAGAUUUAAGGUCAAAUAGGGACAGAAGUGGGGACAUUUAUUUUUUCUUUCACUCCUUUGAUCUCUGUUUCCUCUUCGUCUUUUUCUCUCUGUUUGGAUCAGAGGAGAAACAUCAUAGAUUAUAAUAAUAAUAAAUAUUAUUAUCAUCAAUAAUAAUAUCAAUUAUUUUAAGCUUAUAUCCAAAGUAGCUUUGGCUUCUGACACCAUUUUUACUAGUUUUCCUGUCUUCUUGUUUCCAAAUUUCCCCCUUUGCAUUGAAUAUGACCAGCAGGAAUCAGGCAGAGACUUUCCCGAAGGGAUAGUAGGUAAAGGCAUCGAGAAUGGGGCUUGGAGCUCCAAGGCUGGCUCUUCCUCCUCCCCAGUGGAACUUUUUCAUUCUGGUUGCCUUCCCGGUGAAGAGGAAAGCGGUGGGAUUUUAUUGAAGUUGGGUGGAGAAGAGGGGAAAGGCAAGGGGGAAAAUGCAACUCAGGUUCACGGAGAGGACACAUUUUCUCUGCCAUCGCUUUUAUAUUCCACAGCUGCCCUGACCUCUCCCCCCUUCUCUGACCCUCUGGGCUCUGCACCAUGUACCAUCCCCGGGUCUCGAAGCUUUUGUAAGGUUGUGGAUUUUUUUUCUCUCAUAGUAAUGGGGUGGGGUGGGGGGAGAGCCAAGUCGAGCUGAAUGCAUAUUAUUGCAUUGUGUCUCUCUCGAAUGGCUAAAUAAAAAAGAAGAUGUGGUUGAAGCGACGACCAAUUCGUCCAAGGUCCUUCUCCAAGAGCCUGGUGAUCCCAACAGGUCAAAAAUUCGCUUGACAUGUAAGUAGUUAGCAUUUAGAUUUGUUUGAGGGUGGGAUGGAAGCAAUAUAAAUACAUUUUUCCCCUCCAAAUUUCAUCUCUACUCCAACGAAAGAGUGGAAGGAUUAAGAGGGAAGAAGAGAAAGAGGGAAUAGAGAAAGGAAGUGUCCGAUCAAUGUGGCAGAGCUCGAGCCACAUCCCUUGUCCCCAGUGAUAGAGAGAAGCAUAAUUCUCUGAUGUUAAAAGUCAUCAGGAAAAUGUUGAGAGGAAGAGAAAUAGAAAGAAGAGCCCUGGCUGGCUGCUUCCCUCCGGUUGCCUCUCGUACUCUUUUUAAGGAUUUCCCUACCAAGCUUCUGUCUCCUUCUGUUUGGGCCAGCCUCCUUCCUAGAGGCGCUAGAACAGAAGGAAGCUAGAAAAUCUUCCAUUUCUUGAGAAAAUAAAGGAGGGCAGGGGUGAAUCAGAAGGGAGCUGGGGCCACCCAUUCCAGGUACUCAUUGCUUUCUGUUGCCUCCUUACAAUUAAAGGAGAACUGAAUAUUUUGACUUGGAUAUGGUUUAAUGAGAAGGUUAUGUGUUCCUGGAAUUGAAAGAGAUUAAGGAAAUCAUGCUAGUGUAGGAGGAAUUAGGUUCUCACAUCUUCCCCCCCCCACACACACACACACAAUUGCCUUUUCUGUCUUAUUCAGAGAAAACCUUACAUCCUGUCUCCCCAGUUUACCUUUCUCAGGUAUUUCCUGAUCUUCAGCAGCUUUCUUCCCCCAUCCAACCCCAUACCUUGGAGAGAGGUUAACUUUAAUUAAAAACUGAUUCUCCCCACUCAAGCUAAGGACUAGAGCCCUGUUACCCACAUUUAUCCCCUCUUACAUGCACCACCCCCGACCACCAGAGCUAGAGAGGGGAUAUUUGUUAGCACUCUGAAUGUCAUUAUCCACAGAUACAAUUUUAUGAACUUCCUAAUCUGUCGUCUUGAUUUAUCUGGAUGGGCAGGGGCCCAAGCUAAACAUUUGGGGUCUUUGGUGAAAGGAGAAUUUCUUGCCAAACUAUUCUCCUAUUAGAAUGAGUCCCAUUUGAGUCUGAUUCUAUAUCCUUUUUUCCCACUCAUGCCCCAGUUUUUUCCCCCUAUUUUCUCACCCUAAGUGAAGGCCCAUGUCUCUGAUUGCCUUGGACUCCCAUUACUUUUUGGGGAGAAUAAAAUAGAGAAAGAUGGUUGUGGCAAAAAACUGAAAGAAUUGCUUUCUCUAAAUCAAUCUUCAUUCUCUCUCUUUGACCCAUUUCUACUUUGGAUUGCCGUAAGGAGAGAAAGUCAAAAAUCCCUACUUUAUUGCCAGUCUUCUCCCACCACAGGAAUCUCCCUCUAGGUUCAUUCUCCCCCUUCCCCAACUUCCAGGCUGCUAGCUCCCUUAAUUAUCUCAACAUCCCCAGUGGACCGACCAGCAAGCAGUUUCUUUCUAAGUCUUUUGAUCUAGGCUUUUCUCCUCUCCUUUUCCAAACCGGCUUUAAGUUUCCCAGAAACAGACAGAACACCUCCCCUUCUGCAUCUUAUCAGUUCCCAUUCUACUUCAAUAUCUCCUCUGUCAGACUAUCAUGAUUUCAUCUUGCUCCUUUCUGGCCCUCGAUGGUGGUCCAAAAAGUUGAUGGUUUAGAAAGAAGGGAGAUGAUGUAGUAAAAUUCCUUUUAAAAUCUUGUGGAAAGUGCAUUGUAGGACACUGCAGAGAGGUUAUAGGGUCAGAUAGAAAUGUGGGGAAUAAUCUUAAUUCUCAAUCGAUGUUAGAAAAUGCCCAUGGUUGGGAGAACACUCUCUUGCUUUGUCCAGCCUGAAGUGGAGACCUAAAUUAGGGGAAUCAAGAAAAACAAAAACAAAAAUUAAAAAACAACGGUAUCCAAUUCCCUCACUAUCUCUGGCCUUCUGUUUAGCCUCUCUUUGUCCCAGGAUAGGGAGAGGGAGAGAAGGAUCUAUUUUUGUUUGUAGUGGUAGAAAUCUGAAAACCGCACCUGUAGGAGGCAGCUUCCCUUCUGCUCUUGGUUCCUUCUAAACGGUGGCUGAUUUCUUGGGGGGAACCUUAGGAGGGAAAAUAUGAUAGGAUGUGGUCUCUUCCGAUUAAAUUAACAUUGUACUACCUUCCUUAGGGGUAUCCCAUAUUUCGUAAGAUUGGAGUUUAAGGGGCCCAGAGCUAAGAAGGAAGCCUGGGGAUUCUCCAAGCGCUUCAAGAUGAGCCCUCUUCUUAGAUUGCACAGGCUCCUCCUCCAAAGUUUCUGGGGCAUCUACCUUCCAUUCCAGUGUCUGCUGGGAGGGCUGCCUUUGCAUUCUUCUGGGUCACGACCCCAGCUUUGGACAGCAGGACAAUAGCGAGUUGAGCAGGGGCAGCCGAGGUGGGUGAGCGGGAACAGGCGCCUAGAGCAGGUUCGUUGAGUGGUGAAUUCCAUUGCCUGUGAAUCCCAUUGCAUUCAGCCCUGGGGUUGAGCCUUCUGGAACUCCUUGUACUCUUCUCUGAUGCUUAAAAAUACUACCUCCAUGUCCAUCCCCCCCCCAAAACAUGGAAUAGGCCCUUUAUCUGCAGUCUCCCCAUCUAUAUAUUGCGAUUUUUCCCCCCCUUAUAUAAAGGAUGACUAUCAGAGUGGCUGUCAGUUGAGCUUUCUCCCUAGAGCAGAGCCUGAAGAGAAAGUUCGAUUGUGGAUUAUAGGAAUCCCUGGAUCCCCUUGACCAUAGGUUAUACCUAAUAUAAAGGGACAGAAGAGAAGGGGAGUCUGGAUAAAUCAGGACACCAGAUAAAGCAUUUUCUUGAUCUGGUUUAUAUUAGUCAUAAAAGAAGCUGAGAAUGAAUUAUCCAGAUAAUUACCUCAACCUUCCUGAGUGGCCAAGGAUUUUGUCAGGAAAAUGGGACUGAGACUAGAAUUCUUUUGUUUGAACAGCAAAACAAAAAUUAAAACUAACUAAAGCAAAUAUAGGGAAAGCAUGAUAGAUUUGUGUUGAGGUGGGGGACCAGAGUGGAAGGGGAUGCUAUCAUUUAGGGGAGACCUCCCCAAAUAGCCUUUCUCUUUGGAAGGGAUUUGAUUGAGGGAACCUUUCUUUUGCCCUAUCAACCAUCACCCAUGUCAAAGUAAUAGCCCCACCUUAUUUCAGUCUUUUUGGCCUCUUUUCUAACUUGUGAAUCAGAUCAGCCCAGCCUGGAUGGAACUUAGUGUCGACUCCCCAGUCAGUCUAAAAAGCCUGGUGUCUGAGCUAGAGGAAAAAAAAAAUGUAGGUGUGAUCUGGAGAGUUACAAAUCAACAGUUGCAUUUGGGAACUAGGAAAUUGGAGGGGAUCUAUAGUAUUUUGAAUUUUGGCAGAGGGAAGGGUAAGCUAUGA
Sarcophilus harrisii (Tasmanian devil) is the source of this 12776-nucleotide messenger RNA. RefSeq names its product homeobox C4 (gene HOXC4). The record is from RefSeq and is a predicted model, not a curated record. Gene Ontology annotation, biological process: anterior/posterior pattern specification; regulation of transcription by RNA polymerase II; embryonic skeletal system morphogenesis. Gene Ontology annotation, cellular component: nucleus. Bases 4979 to 5770 code for a protein of 263 amino acids. NCBI's taxonomy places the organism in Eukaryota, Metazoa, Chordata, Mammalia, Dasyuromorphia, Dasyuridae. The transcript is spliced from 2 exons. Gene Ontology annotation, molecular function: RNA polymerase II cis-regulatory region sequence-specific DNA binding; DNA-binding transcription factor activity, RNA polymerase II-specific.